Lodderomyces theae is the source of this 228-nucleotide messenger RNA. RefSeq lists its product as uncharacterized. The record is from RefSeq and is a predicted model, not a curated record. The transcript has a single exon. Lineage: Eukaryota; Fungi; Ascomycota; Pichiomycetes; Serinales; Debaryomycetaceae. The coding region runs from base 1 to 228 and encodes 75 amino acids.
AUGCAAUUACUACAGUUUGGAAUCAUCAGCUUGAUAGCAACAGGUACAGUUCAGUCACUUUUUAUACCCCGGAACCAAGAUGAGUUUGAGUUGAUCACAACCAAAACCAACGUCAAUGACUUGCUUAAAAAGUACCCCAAGGGAAAAGUACUCGAUGAUAUAGACAACCCAAAAGAAAAGGUAUUUGUUUAUGAUGUUGAAACUGUGGUGCUGAAGUUAGCCAAAUGA